Molecule: messenger RNA, 2406 nt
Organism: Colossoma macropomum (tambaqui)
Lineage: Eukaryota; Metazoa; Chordata; Actinopteri; Characiformes; Serrasalmidae
Exons: 4
Coding region: 1-2406 (801 amino acids)
Biological process (GO): DNA integration; DNA recombination
Molecular function (GO): DNA binding
Source: RefSeq, a predicted model, not a curated record
AUGCGUGACCUCAAAAUGGGUGUGGAGAAUGAUAGACAAGGGGUACAGACUCCAAUUUGCCAUCGUUCCACCGCAAUUCAGGGGAAUACUGUUCUCAAAAGCUCUGGGCGCAUCAGCUCGUGUUCUUCAAGAGGAAAUAUCCUCAUUGAUGAGAAAAGGAGCAAUAAGAAUUGUGCCUCCCAAAGAGAGCAUGUGCGGUUUCUACUCAAGGGCGUGACCUACGAACAUCUUGUUCUUCCGUUCGGACUUUCACUGAGCCCCCGGGUGUUUGUGAAAUGUACCAAAGCGGCCGUUGCGCCGCUCAGGAGGAAGGGCAUUCAUCUGGCCACAUACAUAGAAGACUGGCUCUUAGCUGCCCAGUCAGAGCAGGAAGCGCGAGAGCACACCAGACUACUCACGGAGGCCACUGGGCUUUCGGGUGAAUAUCACCAAGAGCGUUUUAACUCCCACUCAGACCAUCUCUUUCAUAGGGUUGAGCCUGGACUCAGUUUCGUUCAGGGCACGACUAUCUUUGGAGAGGGUGAGAGUUUUUCAGACGUGUCUAGCCCACUUUCAGAGGGGGAACUACGUCACUUUCAGGCUAUGUCUCAGACUUCUGUGAUUAAUGGCAUGGUUUUAGUCGCUGUGCAGUUCGGCCGCCUGUACAUGAGAGAGUUUCAAUGUUGGGUGGCCUCCCUCAGACUGAACCAGUUACGUCACAGCCACCGCCGAGUUUUGAUUUCAGUAGACUGCGCGUUGGCACUGCGCCAGUGGAGACAGCCGGCCUUCCUGACAAGGGGAGUUCCGAUGGGCACCAUCCUGGCCAGAAAGAUGGUCACAUCGGAUGCAUCCCUCUCGGCUGGCCAUCAUGUUCUUGUCCGAACGGACAAUACUACGGUGGUGGCUUACAUAAACCGACAGGGAGGCCUGCGAUCUCGGCAGUUGCACACGUUGGCACACCUACUGAUUGUGUGGAGUGGAGUGCACUUUCUGUCUCUGAAAGCCACUCACGUACCCAGUGUUUUGAAUCGGGGUGCGGAUCUGCUGUCGAGGGGCAAUCCUCGCUAUGGGGAAUGGCAGCUACAUAGAGACGUAGUGUAUCAGAUCUUCGGGAAAGCUGCCGUAGAUCUAUUCGCCACCAGAGAAAAUGCUCAGUGCCCGUCGUUCUUCUCUCUGAACGACCAGGAUGCGCCGAUGGGAGUGAACGCGCUAGCACACCCGUGGCCGUGCGUCCUCCUGUAUGCGUUUCCGCCAUUGGCGCUGAUACCACCAACUCUGACCAGGAGAUCUCCUAUCACAAGCGCAAGGGGAAAUCUUUUGCCCUCAUCCAGAGCGUCUAGCUCUUUGGGCUUGACCCGUGAAAGGUCCAACCUAACUACCGUAGGUUUGCCCGAUAACGUUAUAGCGACGAUUCAGAGUGCCAGGGCCUCAUCUACUCGAACGCUUUACGGGCAUAAGUGGCGAGUUUUUGAGGAGUGGUGUGCGAAAUCACAGGCGGUGCCUUUUCAGUGCUCUAUCCCUGUGAUUUUGUCCUUCUUACAGGAGCUCUUGGAGAAGGGAAAAGCCUUUUCCACUAUUAAAGUGUAUUUGGCUGCAAUAUCCUCCUGCCAUGUGGGCUUCGAUGGCACAAUAGUGGGACAGCACCCCCUGAUAUGCCGUUUUAUGAAGGGAGCGCGCCGGCUCCGCCCUGUAUCCAAGUCACUCACUCCUUCGUGGGAUCUGUCAUUGGUGUUGGAGGCUCUAGCAUACCCCCCUUUUGAGCCUCUACAUGACGUGGAUCUCAAAACAUUAUCAAUGAAGACAGCCCUUUUAUUGGCGCUAGCAUCAGCGAAACGGGUCAGUGAAAUCCAUGCGUUUUCGGUUCACCCAACCUGCACUCAGUUUGCACCGGCGGAUCUUCAGGUCAUAUUGAAACCUAACCCUGCCUUUAUCCCCAAAAUUGUCGAUUCGUCAGCGGUGUUUCCCCAUCUUGUGCUGACGGCUUUUUACCGCCCACCGUUUGCCUCUGAUGAGCAGCGGCGUUUACACCUGCUAUGUCCGGUGCGCGCGCUGCGCAUUUAUCUGAACAGGACUGAGGAGUUUAAGAAAACUGAUCAGCUGUUUGUAUCCUGGGCAAGACUUCACCUUGGGAAGCCCAUCACUAAACAGCGCCUGUCCCACUGGAUAGUGGGGGCUAUAGCUUUAGCUUACUCCAGCAAAAGCAUGCAGCCUCCCACUGGCUUGAGGGCACAUUCCACGAGGGGAAUGGCAACAUCCUGGGCCCUGUUUCAGGGCGUUUCUGUUCAGGAGAUUUGUGCUGCAGCUAACUGGGCCUCGCCUCAUACCUUUAUCCGGUUUUACAGGCUGGAUGUUACUGCGCCUACCUUGGUGCAUACUGUGCUUAGUGUAUGCCCGCCUGAGGGGCGGGACCCACCGGCCAGGGAAUGA